This is a messenger RNA of Closterium sp. Naga37s-1, 600 nucleotides long. The record is from the annotation of a GenBank genome assembly. NCBI's taxonomy places the organism in Eukaryota, Viridiplantae, Streptophyta, Zygnematophyceae, Desmidiales, Closteriaceae.
AUGCCUCCCCUCCCUGUCCCACCCCCCGGUCCCCUCUUCCCCCCCUUCCUCCCUCACCUUGCUUUCUCCCCACAGGUGGCGGAGAUGCGGGGGGGCAUGGCAGUGCUGUCAGACGCCGCCACAGGCACCACCAUUCUGCUGGCGCUGCCAAUGGGGGGAAGGGAGGACUCCGGCAGCAGAGCGGGGAACGAGGGGAAGGGGGAAGUUGGGAAGACAGGGGGAACUAUGGGAGGGCGUACGUUUCCGCAAGCGGAGGUGGAGCGGGCCGGGGCGGGCGGGGAGGGUGUGAGGGAGGCAGAGGCGGUGGUGCGGGGGGUGGUGACGGGGCGGGGGGUGGCGGUGGUGGAUGACAACGCGGUGAACCGCAUGGUGGCGCGCAGAACGCUGCAGGGCUACGGGGCGCACGUGCUGCUGCUCUCCUCCGGGGAGGAGGCGCUGCAAGCGCUCUCCUCUGCCACGCCCUCCCCGCCCAUCCACCUGCUUCUCCUCGACCUCCACAUGCCGCCCGGCAUCGACGGGUCCGUGCCGUGCUCCCCCUCUCACCUCUUCUCUGUGCUGCUACCUGCUUGCAUGCUGGUUAUAUCAACUUGUAAUUGUUAG